AUUCUGGACCGUGCUGUAUUCCAUUGUCCGGGCAGCGGGUCGCUAUGGUCGCUCUUGAUCCUGCAUAUGGAAGCCAAUGGAGCCCCCUAUCAGAUGAUCGAGGAGAUGAAGCAUAGUGCGACUCGGCAUAAUCUGAUCGAAGAUAUUGGAGGCCCGGAAGAAGUGAUUGCAUUCCAGGUCAGCUGGUGCGGCUAUCUCAGACGUCGCGCCCUGGAGUCCGGACCGGACGAGACUGACGGGGAUGAUAUUUUGAAUGCUGAAAUCGGCAUUCGUGGUGCGAUCGAGCAUGUUGGCGCAAUCGUGGCCAAAAGCAAGGAGAUUCCAGAACAGGCUUACAGCAAAUACGCCGACGGGAAGACCCCCGGCAUUACCGGCGAUCCUCACUUCCGAUUGGAGCGGAUCUAUGUCAAGUAUCUCCUCCAGCGAUCACGAGUCGACGAUGCGCGGAUAUACUGGAGCAAACUGCAGGAGACACUCGCGGACUACUACGAAUUCUGGGAUCGGUACUAUAUCUGCGAGAUGGCUCUGUGGGACCAUUGGCUAGAAGGUGCUAGAAUGGAUCAUCAUUCGGUGAGCGAGGAUAUGCGAUUCCCACGACGCGCGACGAACGUGCUUCGAGCUGCGUUGCAUUCCGUAAGUACGCUUGACGAACCCGAGAAGAUGAUCGCGUCGUUCGAGAACCACGUGCAACAGCAUGAGUCAGCCAAGGAGAUCAUCGCGGCCUCCGGCGAAGCGGCGAAAGCGCGGGAAGUCCUAGCGCAGCGACGGAAGCAGGAGAUGGCCGUGUGGCAGAAGGGGCAGGAAGACUGGGUCGCCGCGCAGAAACAGGCGUGGCUCGCGGAGCAGGAGUCAAAUGGGCCGGCUGGAGAGACGGGUAAUAAACGAAAGCUCUCCAUCGCCGCCUCGGAUCAGCCGGGAUCCAAACGUGCCCGAUUAGGAGCCGAUGCGUCCGAGACGCAAGACGCGCACGAUGCUGCGGAACCGGCCAAGCGCGACCGCGAGCAUGGAUCGGUCCUGUUGCGAUAUCUCCCGAAGGAUGCCACGGAGAUCGACGUGAAGAAGUUCUUCCGCGGCUGCGGCAACAUCAAGUCGGUCCUCUUGGCCGACGCGAACGGCGAGACGAAAACGGGCUUGGUCGAAUUCGACUCGCUGGGAGAUGCCCAGUUCGCGCAGAUGCGGAGUACCCGGCCGUUCAAGGGCGAGGAAAUUGAAAUCACCUUUGCCGGCGACCUGACGCUUUACAUCACGAAUUAUCCCCGCGACUUCGCGUCGGAGGAUCUAAAGAAGGUGUUCUCAGAGUUCGGCCAGGUCCUCUCCCUCCGCCUCCCGAACCUGGCCAAGAACGCGUUCCGUCGGUUCGCCUACAUCACGAUGGACAGCGCCGACGCGGCGAAUGCGGCGAUCGAGAAGCUGCAUCAGAAACCGCUGACGGACGCCAAGGGGAAGGAAUACCAAAUGCAGGUGCACAUCUCCGAUCCAAACGUGAAGAAAGACCGCGAGGGGGCCAUGUACGAGGGCCGGGAGAUCGUCGUCAAGAACCUCCCCUUCAAAGCGUCGGAAGGCGACGUUCGGGCGUUUAUUCUGGACGUCAUGAAGGAGGAGCGAGUUCGCAUUCCGCAAGGGCGGUCGAAAGGCGUCGGUUUCGUCGUCUUUCGAGAUGCCAACAUCGCCCGCCUUUCGGUCUCCAUCCUGGACGGCCGCUCCUUCAUGGGCCGUCCCAUGACCGUCGAACUCGCCACCAGCGAAGGCCGUAAGCUCAAAGUCACCGCCACCGAGCGCUUCAACCGCGGCUCGUCCACCGGUCCCUCCGAUCCCCGCAACGGCGCCGCCCCCUCGCCCGGAAGCGUCCAAAGCGCCGAACCCCCCGAAUCCCGCCCCUUCGCCCGCUCCAUCACCAUCUCCAACCUCCCGCCCACCACCCCCCAAGCCGUCGUCCAGGCCAUUGCGGAAAAAUACGGCGAGCUGCGCCGGAUCAGCCUGCGGUCAGAGAAGGGGACCGCACUGGUGGAGUACGCGCAGGAGGCGUCAACGGGGAAGGCGCAGAUGGCGCUGGAUGCGACGGAGGUGGAUGGGAACACGGUGCGGGUG
Messenger RNA from Eremomyces bilateralis CBS 781.70, 2088 nucleotides. RefSeq lists its product as uncharacterized. The record is from RefSeq and is a predicted model, not a curated record. The transcript has 3 exons. Gene Ontology annotation, molecular function: mRNA binding. Gene Ontology annotation, cellular component: cytoplasm; ribonucleoprotein complex; nucleus. NCBI's taxonomy places the organism in Eukaryota, Fungi, Ascomycota, Dothideomycetes, Eremomycetales, Eremomycetaceae. The annotation marks the transcript as partial.